Lagopus muta (rock ptarmigan) is the source of this 8040-nucleotide messenger RNA. It is a transcript of the gene PDE8A, whose product is annotated as phosphodiesterase 8A. Gene Ontology annotation, molecular function: 3',5'-cyclic-AMP phosphodiesterase activity. Lineage: Eukaryota; Metazoa; Chordata; Aves; Galliformes; Phasianidae. The transcript is spliced from 27 exons. Bases 1128 to 3695 code for a protein of 855 amino acids. Gene Ontology annotation, biological process: signal transduction; regulation of DNA-templated transcription; cellular response to epidermal growth factor stimulus. The record is from RefSeq and is a predicted model, not a curated record.
GGAGCGCCGCCGCAUCGCUACAACCAACGGCGGGUGCGGAGCCGGAGGAGGCACUUCCCUGCUGCGAGGGACGCCGGCCCCACGGCCCCGGGAAUUAGGGCUGUCGCCGCUGCCGCGCUUAUCCGUGGAGAUGGGACGCUAGGAUCGCUUUCUGCUACUUCUCGCUCUUUUUUUUUUUCUUUCUUUUUUUUUCUUUUUGAUUUUCUUAUUAUUUCAUUUUUAAUUGUUUCCUCGCCUCGUUCUGCCGCCCCACGCCUUCCCCCCAACAUGGAGGCCCUUUGAUGCCUCCGCGGGCCGCCCCCGCCGCCCCGGCCCGGCCGCUGAGCGUUGAGCUCCGGAUGCCGCUGCGGCGGGCGGGACGCAGCUUUCUGCCUCCGGCCACCGCGAAUGUCACCGCCGCGGCGUGAGGGGCGCGCGGGGCGCCGGGGCGGCUCUCGCCCCUCGCCGUCGUUCCGGUGAUCGUUUCGGCCGCCCCGAGCGCAGCGCGGCGCCCAGCGGGACCCGGCGGACGCAGCGCCGUUGGCGGGGAGCGCGGAAGACGCGGAGGGGAGCGGCCCCCCCCCCCCCCCCCCCGGCCCGGGUUAAUCGGUAACGCCGUGCGAACUCAGGUGGAAAAUGCGCCGUGCUCCGGACUGAGAGGGAGGAACGGUGCCGUGUCUCCGGCUGCGCUGAGCCGACGAGACGCCGAGCUGUGCGUGCGGUUGGGGCUCGCGUUUUUGUGACCUCCCCCAUCGACCCCCUCUUUUUUUUUUUCCUCUUUUUUUUUUUUUUAAUAUUUUUUCCUUACCCCCAGAAGGAAAGCGAAGCUAAGCUUUCAGAUGGCUUAGGAAAAUCCCUAACACCCUGUGACACCAUGACGCCGGCCCGCUGCUGACCGCCCCCCGCCCGCUGCCGGGCCGCCGUCACCGCGGAGCCGCGCCCGGGGCCGAGGAGCGCAGAGCCGAUCCCGGCGGUGCGGAGGGACCGAUGGCAGCGACCCGGCGGGGAGCCGAGCCGCGGGACUCGGCCCGUUAGCAAAUCCAGGCGGGGGGAACGUACCAACGUGAAGGAGAGAGAGAGAGAGAGAUACGCGUAUAUAUAUCUCAUAUAUAUACAAUUGAGAAGUGUUCCCCAGGUGGCCACAAAGCAUGGGCUGUGCUCCAAGCAUCCACAUCUCUGACAGCAGAGUGGUCUAUCACAGUAGCAAAGAGUCCGAGGAGUGCCAUUCCCCUCACCAGACCAACACCACCAUGUCUCAGCAGCAGCAAGGCAACCCCGUCCCGGGAUUAUUCAUUAAAUCCUCCAACACAUCCACUUAUAAAGUGAGGACUAAUUCCUCUAAGAAAGACAAGAGGGAGAACAGCCAGAGCAUGGAGGCAGAGACCCAGACCAGCAGAUCCAGUUUUAAGUCACCAGUUACAGAUGUGCAGUUUGGCCCUAUGAGACUUCAUCAAGAUCAACUUCAGGUACUUCUAGUGUUUGCCAAAGAAGAUAACCAGAGCAACGGGUUCUGCUGGGCCUGUGAGAAAGCUGGAUUUCGAUGUAAUAUUGCCAGGACGCCUGAGUCUGCGCUGGAAUGUUUUCUUGAUAAACACCAUGAAAUUAUCAUUAUAGACCACAGACAUUCCAGAUACUUUGAUGCAGAAGCAUUGUGCAGGUCUAUCAGAACAACGAAACCCUCAGAAAAUACAGUCAUUAUUGGUGUAGUACGAAGGCAUGCUGAUCGUGAAGAGUCAUCGAUAUUGCCCCUGAUCUCUGCUGGCUUCACAAGGAGAUAUGUAGAAAAUUCCAAUAUCAUGGCCUGUUACAAUGAGUUAAUUCAGCUGGAAUUUGGAGAGGUGCGGGCACAAUUCAAACUAAGGGCUUGCAAUUCAUUAUUCACAGCAUUAGAGAAAAGUCAAGAAGCCAUUGAGAUCACAAGUGAAGACCAUGUAAUACAGUACGUCAAUCCUGCAUUUGAAACAGUGAUGGGCUAUCAAAUAGGUGAAUUAAUAGGAAAGGAACUAACAGAAGUGCCUAUAAAUGAAAAAAAAGCUGAUUUCCUAGAUACUAUUAAUUCCUGCAUAAAGAUAGGAAAGGAAUGGCAAGGAAUGUACUCUGCGAAAAAGAAAAAUGGAGAUAGCAUACAACAAAAUGUGAAGAUACUACCUGUUGUUGGACAGGGGGGAAAGAUUAGACACUAUGUGUCAAUUAGUAGACUGUGCAAUGACAACAAUAAGGCGGAGAAGACAUGUGAACGUGUUCAGGCUGAAUCUCAGACAGAUAUUCAGACUUCCAGACACAAAGACAGGAGGAAAGGAUCACUAGAUGUCAGAUCCACAACAUCACGAGGGAGUGAUGGCAGCUCACAAAGGCGGCACUCUUCUAUGGCCAGGAUACAUUCCAUGACUAUUGAAGCACCAAUCACCAAGGUAAUAAACAUCAUCAAUGCUGCACAAGAAAGCAGUCCAAUGCCAGUUGCAGAAGCGUUAGACCGUGUUUUGGAGAUAUUAAGAACCACUGAACUGUACUCUCCACAACUGGGAACAAAGGAUGAGGAUCCACACACAAGUGACCUCGUGGGAGGGCUGAUGACAGACGGUCUGCGAAGAUUAUCAGGGAAUGAAUACAUAUUGUCAGCAAAACAAACUCAUCAGGUCGCUGGCAGCUUGAUCUCUCCCAUCUCCCUCAAUGACAUACCCCCACGGAUAACACAGGCAAUGGAAAAUGAAGAACACUGGGAUUUUGAUAUCUUUGAGCUUGAGGCUGCCACUCAUAAAAGGCCUCUGGUUUAUCUGGGUCUCAAAAUAUUUGCUCGCUUUGGAAUCUGUGAAUUCCUGAACUGCUCAGAAUCAACCCUGAGGUCGUGGUUACAAGUUAUUGAAGCUAACUACCAUUCCUCCAACUCCUAUCAUAAUUCCACCCAUUCAGCAGAUGUGCUACAUGCCACUGCUUAUUUCUUGUCUAAAGAAAGAGUCAAGCAAACUUUGGAUCCCAUUGAUGAAGUUGCUGCACUUAUUGCUGCCACAGUCCAUGAUGUGGAUCACCCAGGAAGAACAAAUUCUUUCCUGUGUAAUGCUGGGAGUGAGCUAGCAAUUCUCUACAAUGACACCGCAGUGCUGGAGAGCCAUCAUGCUGCCCUGGCUUUCCAGCUCACCACCCGGGAUGACAAAUGCAAUAUAUUUAAGAACAUGGAAAGGAAUGAGUAUCGAACCCUUCGCCAAGCCAUUAUUGACAUGGUCCUAGCAACAGAAAUGACAAAGCACUUUGAGCAUGUCAACAAGUUUGUCAACAGCAUUAAUAAACCCUUGGCAGCGCUAGAAGAAAAUGGGAAUAAUGGUGAUGGGGAUUCAAUCAAAAAUGUUCUCACGUCUCCUGAAAACCGCAUCCUCAUCAAACGCAUGUUGAUAAAGUGUGCAGACAUUUCCAAUCCAUGCAGACCUAUAGAGCAAUGCAUAGAGUGGGCCGGACGCAUCUCUGAGGAGUACUUUGCACAGACUGAUGAAGAAAAGAGGCAAGGUUUACCUGUUGUGAUGCCAGUUUUUGACAGAAAUACUUGCAGCAUCCCCAAGUCCCAAAUAUCAUUCAUCGAUUACUUCAUCACUGAUAUGUUUGAUGCUUGGGAUGCAUUUGCAGACCUGCCAAAUUUGAUGCAGCAUCUGGAUAAUAACUUUAAAUACUGGAAAGGAUUAGAUGAAAGGAAGCUGCGGAGCCUCCGACCACCACCACCAGAAUAGCAAUUAGACUAUGGUGUGUAAUUUACUAACCAGAUGCAUAUUUAUUCAAGCUCACUUUUGUCCAUGUGAUUUGAGAUAUGUUUCGGUCUCUGCAGUAUUACAGUAAGGAUAGCCCAUGCGCUUGGGGAACUUUCAAAUUCAAGAGAACAUGAGGUCAGCAGCUGACUUCCACAAACUACCAUGUGUGGACUCCAACGAAAUAAGCCUGUCAAGUGGAAUUACACUGGAUUGCUGCAGUACUUGUACUGAAGAGGGUUUAUUAGUGAACAUGUUUUGCGCUAUCUUCUUACCAGUGUGCGAAGCUGGAAGACCUUGAAGAAUCCAUAUGAAACAGACAUUCACUAGAAGACUUUGGUUAAUCCUCAACUCUGCAAGUGAAGAAGAAAUACCUAUUAAUAGUGACUCACAGCUUUUGUGAGAAAGCUACAUGCUUUUUAUAAGCACUUAGGACAGUUACAUAGAACAAUCAGACAUUCAAAAUGCAACUCUCCAUGAAGGAAUUUCUGAUCUAUGAAAAAUAGAUGUACUCUAUUUUUUCACAUCACAGAAGGUGCAAUCAUUCACUUCUGAGCACUACUGAAAGUGAGUUCUCUUUAAGAAAUUUAGUAGCAUAUGUAAAAAAUAACACAAGAAUUUUUGAGGUUGAUCGUUAGCAUCUAUGAUUAAAAUGAUAUGUUUUAUUUAUUUUGUUAGAUGUUCAAUAUUUUCUAUGAAUUUAUAAAUACUUAAAAGCCAAAGCCAACUUUAGAUGCAUUACAAAUUUACAUGAUUCAUACUCAUUAAUAUACAUUUAAUUGAUGUACAGACCUUUUAUUUUCAUAAUGCAAAUACAAAUACUAUACAAUGAUACAUUUUUAUUGCACUGUAAGGAUAGAUGUGUAUGUUUAAAUAUUGUCUGAUUUAUGUUAAUUAAAAUUAAGUUUUAUUGCAAAGGUCUCACUUGAGAAUAGUAGAAUAAACAAGAAAUGUAUCCUGAGCACCAGAACCGCGGUAGUUCUCCCAUAAACCAGUGACGACCACCUGAUCUUCCCUUGGCUACAAAAGAUAAUAAUAUGUUGGAACUUUCUGUUUUCUCCCUUGAAAUUUUAUGACUGAAUUCCCUGUCAAAGUCUGCCUUAUUUUAUAUAGUAUUUCUACAAAGCAUUCCACAGCAUAUAUGAAGAGGUGAUACUACACAUCUAACGAAUUUCAACAUUUUAUAGCCUAUGUAUUUUCCUCCGCCAUGAAAGAAACAGAAAAUAAAGCCACCAACAAAAACGUUUAAUGCAACAAGUUUGUAAAGGCUGUGUACCUUCACAAUUUGAAUGAAACCUUCAUAGCAAACACCAGAAAAUAAUAAAAUGUGUAUUUUAAGAAGCGUCAAGGUCCGACCCAUUUCAUUUGGAAUAUAUAUGCACUCUGUAGUUUGCAGGCUAACAGAAGCAUGGAAUUCCUGUGAAAAUAAUUGCUGUCUGGGGAGGGGAGAAGCUGAGGGGGUUGGAUUGUUGUUAGGGUGCUGAAAGGUGGUAUGUGGCCGUGAGUCCCUCUGCAGCCUGCUCUUGGCAAACCCAUCAAAGGCUCGUGUGUGCUGAGACAACACCGGAGCUGCAACUGUGCUGGGCUGUAUUGCGCUGAAGGACUACGGGAGGAUUCUGUCAGCAUUUCCUGCAGGCAGGAAGGCACUUCCAAAGCACUGAAGGAAUCACUGCUAUUGUCAAUUCAGAGGCAACAGACUGACUUUAGAGAAGGGGCAUUCUGAACCAUUCUUCAGGCAACACAAGCUGAGGAGAUGUGGAUGAUGGAGUGGUUCAGGGACUGCAGCAGUUGGAGCCCUAAAGCAGGCUCCUGUACUUAGUUCAAGGAGAGGCUUCUCAGGCUCCAUCAGAGGAAAGCUACAAAGUGGAUAAGAGAGGAACAGCAACAGCAUUUGGGUCCAGAGAAUGUCUGCAGGAAAGAAGAAAAUUCCUUUUUCCUGGCCUAGACCUGGCAGCUGCCAGGCUGCUGUGCGGGCAUGGGCUUGAACUGUACCAACUUUUCAAAAAAAGAAGAGGAAAUUGAAGAGCAGAUGAUUUCAUAGUAGUUAGCCACUGAUGCUUUAUAGAGCUGCAGGUCAGAGCUCCUGGGAAGGCAGAAACACAUCCCUCACUCUUUCCUCUGAAUUUCAGUGAGGCUCACAUUGAGCACAGUGCCAGUACCAUGCACAAAGAGUCCUGUCUCCGGCGCUGGGUGGUGCCAACCAUUUCAGACACUGCUUCCCAUAAGUAAGGCUGCAAUGAUACAGCAUCAGAGUAAGUGCUAGGAGACAGGCAAAGUGCCCAGCCAACACGUAGAGCCAGGGCCUGGACAGGGAAUGGCAUGCGUCACAUCAGACACAGCUUUUGGGAGUGUUGUGGAGAAAGGAUCCAAUGAAUAGACAGUUUUCAGGACAUCAUCAAAGCAGAGUGAAACUCUUCUUAUCAUGUAACCAAGCCCCAGAGCUGAUUGAGCAGCCCCUAAAAUCCAUGCUGGCAGGCUUUGUGCAAAUAUGCUGUCCUGCCAUAACAAACUACUGAAAGCCAAGGGCAGAAAGAUAAGUUUUUUCCUCUCUAUCAAGCUAGGAACCAAAGAAAAAGAAACAAACAAAAAAACCCAAACAAACAAAAAACCACCAACAACAAAAAUUUUUCUUUUAAAAUAAGCUGUUUUAAAUAAAUGAGCAUUUUUUGAACCGCAGGAGAGCACAUACCUAACAUUUGUUAAGUGAAUAGCAGCAACACGUUUAAGUCUAGCUCAGUACUGCAAAGCGGUUUUUGUGCUGCUUUUGCUGUAACGUUUCUAGAACACGAGCUGCAAAGGGCGGCUUCCUUUCAUUUCCAGUCAGCAUCACAGAGAAAACUUCAUCGUACGCUAACAUCUACAGCACCCCUCCGGCCGAACCUCAACUCAACGCCCCGCCCGCCAUCACGCAUGCGCCCCGGGUCGGCGAUGACGCCACGUUUAUUCGGUGCCUGAAGGCACCGCCCUCGCCGUGCCCGGAAGCGCCGUGCAGACCUCAGGAAAUGGCGGCGCUGCGGGGCGGGCGCGUGACGCGGUGUGUGAUGGCGGCGCGGCCCGUGAGCGGCGCUUCUUGCUGCUGGAAACGACGGACCGAGGAAGGACGGGACGCGGUACCCAGCUGGGCGGCUCCGAGGUCGGCUCCGCUCGGCUGGGGCGAACCUGCGGGCAGCCGUGCCCCGUAGGCGUGAUGCCCUCCAGUGGCAGCCGUGGUGUCCUGGCGUGCUGAACCGAGGGGAGUGGGAAGAGUGCUCCGAAGUGCUUCAUGUCUCUGGAUGCAAAGAUAUUUCUGUUGCUGCCUUAGCAGUCUCAUAUGCCAUCCCCGGUGAUGACCACUGAGUCCUGCUCUGAAAAGCUGGCUGCUCCUGUGAUCUGCAGAUUCACUGAGCCAGCAACAUAGUGGCAGAGCUGUUUGUUACCCUUAGAGACUCAGUUGCACAGUGUGCAAGUACCUCAUAGCUGGCUCAGCAAAUCAGUCCUUGCAGCGCACCUGUGAGGUGGUUGUCUGGGUUACUGUAACAUCAGAGAUGAGCAGCUCAUUCUGGAGCCAGAAUACAGGUCUUUCUCUCAUUGUAAAGAGCGUGGCGUUCAGUUUUGGCAGAUAAAGGUUAAAUAUGCUCCACUGUUUGGAAGCUGGACCUUAAAUCAAGGCAUACGUUUUUAAUUGAAGGGAGAAAAAGGUGUUAAAACAACCCAGUGGUGUGGUGCUUUCUGACCACUUUGUUCACUGUACACUUUAGCUGCUAUUCUCUGGUACAGCCUUUCAGUAUGUUAGCAUUGCUCACCUGGCCACCUUGUGCCCUAUGUGAUUGCAGCCUACAGUGAUUGCAGGCUUAGUCACCUGUUUGUAGGAGACACAGGUUGUGCUCAUUGCAAGGCAUUGAAAUUGACCUUCCUCAUAGGAGGUUGGACAAGAUAGUCAUAACAGCACUUUUCUGUCUUGGAAGUCUGUGAAUUCUUGGUGGGCUACAAAUGAAGCUAUAUUUGCAUAGUUCAGUGCUGCUAAACUUGUUUAGUUUUCCAAGCUGCAAGUCAGUAUUCAAGUGAAGAAGGUACUAAUCACUGCUGUAAGAGCAUAUUCCACUCCUGUUUUCAUGGUUUCUUCAAAACUUAUUUUGGGGAAAUGCAUUUCUUCUCUUAAUUUCUCAGCUAUUUGGAGAAAAACAGACAAGCUUUUGGCACACAGUUCUACAUCAAAUCUAAAUUUUGCCAAGCUUUAUUUAUAAGAACCAUGUCUACUGUAGAGACAAUCUGUUCCUGACAAACCCCUAGAAUAGAAAAUUUCAACCAACUAUUUUUGUAAUGAAUGUACAAUAAAUCUGUUGAAAAGCUA